Molecule: messenger RNA, 747 nt
Organism: Insectozyma verbasci
Lineage: Eukaryota; Fungi; Ascomycota; Pichiomycetes; Serinales; Debaryomycetaceae
Source: the annotation of a GenBank genome assembly
AUGUCAUUAUCUUCUUCAUCUAUAUCAACACAAUCUACAACUAGUCGCCUGGUAGAUCCAGAAACAACUACUCAACAACCAAUUAUAUUUGCUCCUGAAACUUAUCAAUAUACGAAGGGUCAUUUAAAUGAGUCAGAUUUAUUACCUAAUCCUUUAGAUCAAUUUAAUAAAUGGUUUAUACAAGCUCAAAGAGAAUUACCAAAAGAUUCAGAUAUUAUACCAGAAGCUGUUAAUUUCUCAACUGCAAAUUUACCAAGUGGUAGAGUAUCUUCAAGAAUUGUGUUGCUUAAAGAAUUAGACAAGUAUGGUUUUUUAAUUUAUUCCAAUUGGGGAACAUCCAAAAAGUCUAAAGACUUUAAUUCCAAUAAAUAUGCAUCCUUAACCUUUUUCUGGCCACAUUUACAAAGACAAGUUAGAGUUGAAGGUAUUAUGGAACAUGUUACCCGAGAAACUUCCAUUAGAUAUUUCAAUACUCGUCCAAAAGGUUCUAAAAUCGGAGCAUGGACAUCUCCACAAUCUUCAAUUAUUCAAUCUAGAGACGAAUUAGAUUCUAUAAAUCAAGAAUAUCAAGAGAAAUUUAAAGAUUUAGAAGAAAUUCCAUGCCCUGAAUAUUGGGGAGGUAUUCGUAUUGAACCAUUAGAAAUUGAAUUUUGGCAAGGUGGUAAUAGUAGAUUACAUGAUCGUUUAACAUAUAGAAGAACUGAUAUUAAAAAUUCCCAAUGGGAAAUAUUUAGAUUAGCACCAUAG